Molecule: messenger RNA, 2082 nt
Organism: Ipomoea triloba (trilobed morning glory)
Lineage: Eukaryota; Viridiplantae; Streptophyta; Magnoliopsida; Solanales; Convolvulaceae
Exons: 5
Coding region: 52-1995 (647 amino acids)
Source: RefSeq, a predicted model, not a curated record
UUAGCCUGUGAACAUGACUAUAAUCAUCAUAAUGGAUUUGGAUAGUUGAAGAUGAGAACAGAGAUGGGGAACACAAACACAUCAGGAAUCCAAGAAGAAGAGGGGGCUGCUUAUACUAAAGCUCCACAGCAGGCCGAAGAAUCUCUGAAUGACCCGCCUUCUGCAAAUGAUCAUAACGUCGAAAAAGUAACACCAGUUAGUAGAAAUGAGCAAGACGGGGUGGAUAAGGAACGCGUUUCUCAGUUUUCUGAAGUUCAGUUAGAAGCAAAGGAUUUGGCUAUAAAAUCGAGUGGUGUCCAGAUAGUUGAUUCGAUUGAAGAAGUGGGGAGGGAUGAAGAAUCAGUGGAACCAAAAUAUGGAGAAAACAGUGAAAGUAGUGAUCAGUCCUUUACUCACUCAGGGGAGGUGGAAAACGUUGAUGCAAAUCUCGACUCUAAGUCUGAUCCGUUAACACACAUUAAUGGUCCUGUCCAGCUUCUAGACCCCGAGUCCAAUCCACCAUCAAGCAACAGAGAGAAUUUUGCAGAAAUGGAUGAUUCUUGUAGUGAUGAUGAUAUGAAUCACUGCAAGAAGACAGAAAUCGAGCAUACUAGUGCUGUAGUUGCUUCUGGUGUUGAUGUUGAGGAUGUGGACGAGGAAAAUAAUGAGCUGAUGAUGGAAGAAACGGCUUCUCAACCAGACAGAGCGAUCGAGGAAGAAGAUGCAGCUGUGAGCUCGAGGGAUAAGGUUGAAAACGGUUUGGGAAAUGAAGGUGAUAAAGAGGGCAAUCUUGAGCUGAAUUUGGAUAAUCUAGAAGAAGAUGUUGCCAAGAUGAAUACAUUAGACUGUUCUGAUGCAGCCUCGAAACCAAACGAAGAACGUAUGUCUCUUCCUCAGGAGAUUAAGAUGGCUUCAGAGAACAGUUUUCCAGUCAAUCAGACAGAGCCUAUAGAACAGGAAGUGAAUGAGUUCAUGAUAGAGUCUCAUAACCAGGAAAAGGAAGAGGGAUAUUCAACCAAGGAGAAUUCCAUUUCUUGUUUGGGAACUGAAUCCAUAGAAAAGCAGGAUUUGGUGUCUCGACCCGACAUUGAUGCUAAAGAAGCUACUGAAAUAGUCUCAGGAGAAGAGAUCUCCAUUGUCCAUAACCAUGAAGAAGAGAAGGCUGGAGAUGACAGCAUUGUCCAGAAACUAGGCGACCGCAAUGAUUGUCUCACAAACGAGACAGAGGACGAGGAGCAAACGUUAAAGAAAGACAAUGAUAGCUGUGAUGAUGCAGCCAAGGAAUUGGAAUUUGAGGGUGCUGGUAAUAGUUCUGAACUACCAGAUAGCGACACAAUCAAGCAAAUUUUCGUCACAAAUGAGGUACGAGGGAUCCCAAGGCCAGAGAAAGAACAACCUCCCGGGACAAUAUCAGAACACGAAAUACCAGCAGACCUAUCCGAUGAGCAAUGUGCAAACGGGAUCAUUUCUCCACUUCCAGUCAUUCGUUCUAAAACGCUGGAAACCACGAGGAGGUACAGUGUGGACUACAGCUCAGAACAACCUGCAGGCAAUCAGAUUGAAACCAGAAGGUUCCCGAGCUUUGAUUUUGGCAUUCCUUUUGAUGCAAGGUCUUCUGAAUCUGAUCAAACGCCCCUUCUCCGCCCUGACAAGCCCCCUACCAGACGCUUAUCAAUCGACUUCCAAAACACAGCUCUGCAAGCCACAUACGCCCGAGACUCCCUGGACUACGAUACAAUGGGAGUGGAAGAGAAAACCAUUAGAGUGGAGAGAAGUGAUCCUGAUGCUGGUCCAUUCUUGAUCACACUAAAGAAAGACGAAAAUGGUAACCUCACAGACAAAACAUCAAACAGUUUGCUUGCAGAUAUGAAGGAAGGGAACAUGAUGUUCAAGAACAUCCCUCCUCCAGCAAACGAUCAGCUCGCAUUAGCUUCACCCAAAGGCGGAAAUGGGAAGCGAAAGCCUCUCCCUUCAUUCUUCAGCACAUGCAUCUGUUGCACAGCUACCAUCAACUGAAAAAACUUUCAUCAACACACUCAUCAUCAUUUACUCUUUUCCUUCUUUUUUAAUUUUCUUGAUUUUACAUGAUUGAUCUUUUCUGAC